Molecule: messenger RNA, 975 nt
Organism: Spinacia oleracea (spinach)
Lineage: Eukaryota; Viridiplantae; Streptophyta; Magnoliopsida; Caryophyllales; Amaranthaceae
Exons: 2
Coding region: 1-975 (324 amino acids)
Molecular function (GO): DNA binding
Source: RefSeq, a predicted model, not a curated record
AUGGAGAGUGAUGCCAAUGUUACAAGAAAGACUGAUUUGGGUUGGAAGCAUGGGUAUUUAGCUGAUCCUAAAAACAAAAAUGAUGUGACAUGCAAGUAUUGUGGUAAAGUAGCCAAAGGUGGGAUUAACAGGCUCAAACAACAUCUAGCCGGUGGAUAUCGGAACAUAACAGAGUGUAAGAAGUGUCCUGAGCAUGUGAGAGAGGAGAUCAUUGAGUUCAUGGCCCAAAAGAAGAAUGCUCGAGAGACAAUAGAUAUGACACAUGAGCAUGAUAUGACUGAUUUUGAUGAUGAAGAUGAGAUGCUUAUGGGAACUGAGCCAACAGGGAAAAGGAAACAGAAUUCUACCCCAACAAGCAAUGCUAAAAGAGCUAAACAAGUUGGACCAAUGGAUGCUUUCUUCAAGUCCCCCUCACAAUCAACGGCCAAGCAAAAAACACUUAACGAAUCAUACAAGAAAGAACAAAGGAAGAAGGCAUGUGCUGAAUUUUCUAAGUGGAUGUAUGAUGCAGGAAUAGCCUUCAAUGCUCUCAAUUAUCCUAGCUUUAAAGUUGCAAUUGAUUGCAUAACUAGAGCUGGAAUUGGGAUGAAGCCACCAAGUGCAUAUGAAGCAAGAGUUCCAUUCUUGAAACAAGAAGUUGAAAACACUAAUGAGAAAAUGAGAAAUCACAGACAAGAAUGGCUCAAAACAGGCUGUUCAGUAAUGUCUGAUGGCUGGACAGAUAGGUGUGGAAGGACGAUAAUUAAUUUCCUUGUUAAUUGUUCAAAAGGAAGCAUGUUCCUAGAGUCCAUUGAUGCAUCAAGCUACUCAAAGACAGGAGAUAAGCUAUUUAUGCUGCUAAGCAAAGUUGUGGAGCAAGUCGGAGAAAGUAAUGUUGUGCAAGUUAUAUCUGAUAAUGGGAGCAAUUUUGUGGCUGCUGGUGCACUGUUAAUGGCUAAGUAUAAGCAUUUAUAUUGGACGCAUUCCCAUCAUUGA